Plectropomus leopardus (leopard coralgrouper) is the source of this 1284-nucleotide messenger RNA. It is a transcript of the gene c1qtnf2, whose product is annotated as C1q and TNF related 2. NCBI's taxonomy places the organism in Eukaryota, Metazoa, Chordata, Actinopteri, Perciformes, Serranidae. Gene Ontology annotation, molecular function: protein binding. The record is from RefSeq and is a predicted model, not a curated record.
UUGAAGAAUGCUAUCUCACCCGACUAUUGGAAAAUCAUGUAGGAGAGUUUGUGCACUCUUGUGCAGAAAAGGGACGUGGAUAGAGCUGAAAAAUGCCCAUUGGUCACAAUUUCUCAACUGUGACCAUCAUGCUUCAGAUAUGUGUGAUGUUGUGUUUGCUGUCUGUCGUCUUCUCCCAAACACAUUCCCUGCCCAAGAAAGGCCGCAACAUCACCAUCCACUCCUCACAGCUGGUCUGCAGUCUGCCAGGCCCAGCAGGGCCUGCUGGGAACCCUGGAGCUCCUGGAUCUCCAGGGGCCAUGGGCCCUAUGGGGCCCCCAGGGAGGGACGGCCCGGAUGGAAAAGAUGGAGAGAAGGGUUCAAAGGGAGCAGCAGGUGAUCCGGGGAGGACAGGGAACCCAGGCAAGCCAGGCGUGAAAGGGCGUGAAGGUGUCAUCGGCAAGGCUGGACCUCGAGGACUGAAGGGGCUGCGAGGAAUACCAGGGGUGGCUGGAAAACGAGGUGAAAAGGGAGAGCCGGGUGACGUUGGUCAGCAAGGAGCUCCAGGAGGGUGUAGCUGUGGCAGUGCGGCCCGAUCCGCCUUCUCUGUGGCGGUGACAAAGAGCUACCCUAAAGAGAGACUGCCCAUCCGCUUCAGCCGGAUUCUGCUGAAUGAGGGGGAUCACUACAACGCCAGCAGUGGGAAGUUUGUCUGUGCUAUUCCCGGGGUCUAUUAUUUCACAUAUGACAUCACUUUGGCAAAUAAGCACCUUGCCAUUGGGCUGGUCCACAAUGGACAGUACAAGAUCAAGACAUUUGAUGCAAACACAGGGAACCAUGAUGUGGCGUCUGGGUCCACUGUUCUGCACUUGCAGCAGUCUGACCAGGUGUGGCUGCAGAUCUUCUACUCCGAGCAGAACGGACUCUUCUUUGACCCUUUCUGGACAGACAGCACCUUCACUGGCUUUCUUAUCUAUGCUGACCAGGACUAUCUCAUGGAGGCUGAUAGAAAAGCUAACGCUCAGGAUGACAGUCAAUCCUGAGAAAGCUUUAUUUUAUUUUAAUAAUUGGCUUAAUUUUGUAUCAAAAUAUUAUGGAAACUGAAGGAGAUCAUUCCACAAUGAUAGACGUCUUUGACUUUUAACACUCUCUGACACCAGGGGGCACACAAGGACAGAAAAGUCAACAAUAGUUAGGGAGCCAACAGAGGAAAAGCCCUCUGUUUUAGCUGCAGUAACCUUUAUGGUGCUAUGAUUCUGACAAACGUUUUUUUAAUUUUUCCAAUAAGCAAUAAAUAAGCUUACA